Penicillium brasilianum is the source of this 606-nucleotide messenger RNA. Lineage: Eukaryota; Fungi; Ascomycota; Eurotiomycetes; Eurotiales; Aspergillaceae. The record is from the annotation of a GenBank genome assembly.
AUGGUUAUUCUUAUUGCCGGUGGUAGCGGCGCAAGCUUCACUUUUUCUAUCGCACUGGAUCUGAUCGAAUCGCCUACCACUGCGGUCAAGUCGAUCGAUUUCAUUUGGGCAGUGAGACACCAGGAGAGCCUUGAAUGGUAUGCCAAAGAACUGAAGCAACUUCAAGCCCACCCAGAACUGAACGUGCACAUCUAUGUCACUCGCCCGGCUUGCUCGUCUGAACUACCGUCACCCGCAUCUUCAGGCGCACAAUCUGAGAAAUAUUCGGUGAUUAGCGAGCCAAUUGAAGCGGAGCCGCCGUCCGCUAUCAUCCUGAAUGGCCUUGAGAAGGGCGCCUUGAAACAGUCUACCACUGAAACAUCUCCAGUCAGCGUUAUCCAACCGGGACGCCCAGAUAUCAGUAAUCUUAUCGAGGCUAUUGUCGAUUCAAAAAGUGGCGCGAAUGAUCGCGUCAUUAUUGGUGCUUGCGGCCCAAGUGAGCUGAUGAGUGUGACACGAAAGGCCGUUCAUAAAGACCGGUGUAAUGGCGGAUUAUCAAUCACACUCUAUACUGAGGUAACCCUAUUGCUCGGCACUCGAGAAAGCCUGACUAACAUCUCACCGUAG